Messenger RNA from Phragmites australis (common reed), 3296 nucleotides. RefSeq names its product F-box/kelch-repeat protein SKIP6-like. The transcript has 3 exons. NCBI's taxonomy places the organism in Eukaryota, Viridiplantae, Streptophyta, Magnoliopsida, Poales, Poaceae. The coding region runs from base 537 to 1667 and encodes 376 amino acids. The record is from RefSeq and is a predicted model, not a curated record. Gene Ontology annotation, molecular function: protein binding.
AGGAUCCAAAAUAGUUUAAGAAAAAAAGUUCAUUUUGUAUCCCUCAACUAUCAUGAAAAUCUGUUUUUCCUCCAUCAAGUUCAAUACCAUUUACCGGACCUCUUUAAACUAUCAAUACCAGAUAAAAUUCCUUCCUGACUCUUUUCCACCCGAUUUCAUCCCAGCUGACACGUUCACUGUGGCAAAAUGUGCAGCGUCCAACUUAUGUGGCGCUUGUGUGGCAGUAGAGCCCACCUGUCAAUCUCUAACUCAUCUUCUUCUUCCUCCCUCUCUUUCUGCCCUCCCAUGUCCUCGAUAAAUGGGAUUGGAUUUAUGGAGGAAAAACAAAUUUUGGCGAUAGUUGAAGGGCACAUAACAUAUUUUAUCCUUAGUGUAAUAGGGCCUUGAGCAAUUCUGCUAUAUACUACACUGAGGCCCACGGUGCUUACUGGGCCAAAAGGACAGCCCAUGUUGUCAGAAACCCUUCGUCGAGUCGGUGCUCCCUCGUAGCACGACGUCCCCACCCAGUCUCCUUGCACCGCCGCCGACGUCGAGCCAUGUCCACCGAGUCCACCUCGACGCCUCCGCCGACGGAAGUGAUCCGCGGGAGCCUCAUCCCGGCGCUCCCAGAUGACUUGUCCGUCCACUGCAUCGCGCUCCUGCCGCGUGCCGCGCACUCGUCCCUCGCCCUCGUCUCCCGCGCCUUCCACGCCCUCCUGUGCCGCCACCCGGAGCCCCUACUCGCCGCGCGCCGACGCCUACACCUCUCCGACCCCCACAUCCUCCUCUCCCUCCGGCCGCCCUACUCGGCGUCCCUCCUCUUCUUUCUCCUGCUCCCGCAUCCCGGGUGGCCCCCUCUACCCCUCCCCUCCCCUCCGAUCCCCGUCUCGUCCUCCUCGUCGGCCGCUGCCGACGAGUGUCAGCUCUUCCUCGUAGGCGGAUCCGUCUCCGGGGUCCCCGCUGCGUCCGUGCAAGUCUUGGACCCCCGGACCAGAUCCUGGUCCGUCGGCCCGCGCCUCUCCUCUCCCCGGGAGUUCGCCGCCGCCGUCGCGCACGCCGGGGUACUUUUCGUCGCCGGCGGUUGCGUUCCCUCGUCCCCCUUCUGGGCCGAGGCUCUUGACCUCUCCUCCCAGAACGCGAAGUGGAAAACUGUCGCCAGCCCGCCCCACCUCCGUGAGAAGUGGAUGCACGGUUGCGCGUCGCUCUCCGGGAAGGUCCUUGCGGUGGCAGACCGUGGCGGCUUGGCCUACGAUCCGGCGGCACCACCCGCGGAGGCGUGGGCGCCGGUCUCUCCGGUGCUUGACAUGGGGUGGAAGGGCCGUGCUGCCGUGGUUGGUGGAAUCCUAUACUCCUACGAUUACUUGGGGCAGGUCAAGGGUUAUGACCCGGACACUGAUUCCUGGAGCACCGUGGAGGGGCUGGAGAGGGAGCUGCCGAGGUUCCUGUGUGGCGCCACGCUUGCCAAUGUCGGCGGAUUGCUAUACUUGGUUUGGGAAGGGAAGUGGAAAGGGAGAGGAAAGGGGAAGGGGGAAUUCAGGAGCAUGGUGGUGAUUGACUGGGCCAUCAUUGAGGUUACGAGGGCCGAAGAGAGGCAGCUAAGGGGAAAGGUGGUCUCUAGGGACACUGUUCUGUUUCCAGACUCGCCAAGAGGAUCAGCAAUCACGCAUUGUCUUGCACUGGAGCUGUGACUUGCAGACUUUGUUGCUGCAGGUGUAAAACAAUUAGCAUGCAUGUUUCAGAGAUAUGUCGUUUGCUCUGAGACAGUAUUGUGGGUGGUGCCACCUCUGAUUAUUGCUUCACGAGAAUGCACCCCGAGGAGCAGUUUUGACGCAAUGAUUUCUUCAGCCAGCUGCACCGCCCGCCCUCAUGCUAGAAAUUCAGCUAGUUAUGGAUCACCGGCAUGUUCUUCAUGCAUUGCUGAGCCAUUCAAAAUGUCGCCUCUGGUAUCUCGAUAGACCAUCCCACUACCUCCAACCCUGGCAUCAGUAAGUAGUGCCCCAUCCACUUGAGCUUCCACCAAAAAUUAAGGCAGUUUGCUCCAUACUUCUAUUGGCUUUGAGAGUCACUGGGUACCGCUGAAUUCUCCUCCACCAGGAACAUAAUUAUGCGUGCAAUUGUGUUGUUGGAAUUGGUUUACUACUAUGCUGUUUGCCGUAUUUUGAAUUAAGCUGCAUCAUGCAGAUAGCUUGAUAUUAUUGGCUUAUUGCGACAUCAGAAUGGAUUUCAGUUGGGUUGAACUUAUAUGGAAUCAGUUACUCCAAUGGGUGCUGACUGUUCUGAUACGGUGGUGACAUGAUUAGAUUCAACCAUUAUAUCAAUUUGCCUUCAUAAAAAGCCUAAAUAUGAUCGUGGGACUAAUUCAACAGUUUGGUAGCAGCUAAUCUGUUCAUGUGAUUGGGUGUUAACAAUUGUAGUUAGUGUACUUGGCCUCUUGAAUUAUGGAAUGUAUAGAUUAUACUACCUCUAUUGUGCCCAAUAUACCACACCAUGGAUCGCAUCUUGGUACUAGCUAUGUCAGUAACAGUGGUGAAUUGUUGAUUACUACAGCAGUUAAAAUUUCCUCACAUGAUUCAGCACUCUGCAGUGUGAUGGAGUUUGGGAGAUGGUAUAUGUAAAAACAAAAAAAUCAGAACUGAUCUGCAUUAUCAACCUUUUGUAACCUGGAUCAUCUACGACUCUUCGGCCCUAUUUGGAUACAAAGUAUUUUUAGGGUUUUGGAAAAAAUUCUAUGGUUUUACAAAAUACUUUGGUUUUGGAAAACUAUGAGGUGUUUGGUGUUUGGAUGUAACAAAUCUUGUAGUUUUGAAAACCAUAGUAUUGCUAAAAUUGUAGUCUUUUUGGAGUUUCGAAAACUUCACCAGAAACCUCUUUUUUCUAAACCUAGGUAUUACAUGGUUCUAACUUCUAAAACUGUAGAUUCUCAAUACCGUAGUUUUUGAAACCUACAACAUCCAAACAGGGCCUUAAUUUCACUUUUGUAGAUAGUGGUGAUAUUUUUUGCUUGCAGGGAAACAGAGCAACGCUAAACCUUGCUGGGUGGUAGCUGUUCAAAAUACACUCGAACGCCUGCGGCGUGAAGCAUGCACAGCAUUGGGAGUGUUCUCUCUCAGGUGUUUGAAAUCCGACGAUAAAGGCAUGAGCAGAAUCUCACAUUUUCAAAUGCUUUGCCUCUUCUGUUACUAUUCUUCACUGUGAAUCUGAGUCAAUGCCUGUCACCUCCCUCUCUGGUUCACUGCUUUGCUUCGACUGUUGCAAUGCACAUAAAAUUAAGGAAAUUGUAUAACAAAGCACUCUGAUAUAUAUGUUGGUUGAAAAAU